AUGAGCUCUAGGUCUGAUAGAGCGAACCGUUUGAAGCAGCUUAGAGAAGCCAAGCUUGGCAAGGGUAAAAAGCAGCACAAGGCAGACGACGAUAUUUACGACGAAGUGGAGGAGGAUUACGCCCAACAAGACGAGGAUUUCGUAGAAGAUGACGACAAUGCAGGCUACAUUUACAAUGGCGUGGAUGAUCAGCAUUUCUCUGACGAGUACGAAACUGAGGCAAAUCAAGGUAAAAGAAAGAGAAAGGGCAAAAAGAAGGACAAUGCCAAGAAGGAAAAGGAAUCUGUCAUUGCUAAGCCUAGUCAACAAAUCAAUCGAUUUUUUAACAAUUCUGCAUUGAAAGCUGCUGUGAAGCCUAAACCAGCUCCUAUUGAUGAGGACGAGUCAAAUGAUUUCAUGGCAGAACUUUUGGCAGACUUUGGUUCUAAACCAACAGCACCAAAACCGUUGGAAAAGAGAGCUUUUGGCAGCAAACCCAAAGCCAAAACCUUCAACCCUUCCAACUUUAGUCUUUCAAGAUUAGCACAAAGAGACAACGGUGCUUCUGAUAUCUUUGUCAAGAAAGAAGUUCAAUACAAGACUGUCGGUUCAGCGUCGUCGUUGAUGCCACCUCCAGCAACUCCUAUCAAAACGGCUACUAAGCAUGUCAAACUAGAACAACAGGGCCAAGACAAUAUGGACACAUUUGACGAGGAUUAUGGAGCCUUUGAUAUUACUGACGAUAUGGACAUGAUGGACGAGCAGUUCCUGAAAAAGGAAGUCGACAAUUUGAGCAUAAACGAGACACCUGUCAAACCCAACUUUACCACGACCGACAAAUCUGCACCACGUCUUGAUCUGCAAAGCUGGGAGGCAGCUGACGCGGGCAUGGUGGAUACAUUCAACCAAGAUGUUGUUCGCGAAGAAACACAAAACAUGAAUAUUUUCGAACAAAAUGGACAUUUGCACAUGUGGUGGUAUGAUGCUUAUGAGCGUAAAGAAAAGGGCUACGUGUAUUUGUUUGGUAAGGUGCUCAACAAAGGCACCAACAAGUAUGUCAGUUGCUGUGUCACUGUCAAGAAUAUCGAGAGAAAUCUGUUUGUUUUGCCUCGCAAGCAUCAAUUGGAUGACAAGGGACAGGAGACCAAUACAUUGGUGGACAUGUCUGAUGUCUAUACUGAAAUUGGCGAUCUCUGCUCUCAAAAGCGAAUUACGAAAUUCGCCGUCAAAGAGGUGUCUAGGAAAUACGCAUUCGAGUUGCCUGAUGUGCCUGCAGAGGCCGAUUACUUGAAGGUGUUGUACGGUUAUGAGCAGCCUGCAUUUACUGGCGAGGAAAAGGGUAAAACGUUCAGUCGUAUCUUUGGUGCCAAUACAGGUCCAUUGGAGCACUUUUUAGUGAAGCGUGAUGUGAUGGGUCCUUGUUGGCUGGACAUUGCUGAUGCAAAGAUGAGUAGUACUAGUGAAACAUGGUGCAAGACAGAGAUAUCAGUCGAGGAUCCCAAGAAAGUAAAUCCAUUAGUAGAUGAUGAAGGCAAUCGACCUACCCAUGUCCCACCGCUUGUUGUCAUGUCUCUCUGUCUGAGAACCAUCAUGAACGAAAAGAAGAACGUCAAUGAAAUUGUAGCUGCUGGUGCUCUCAUUUGUGACCAAGUGCAAAUUGACGAUACCGUACCUAUUGAAAAGAUGAGCAAAGCAAGAUUCACUGCAGUGCGUCAACUGGAUGGUAAACCUUAUCCUGCCAACUUUUCCGACAUGGUGGCAGCUGAAAGACAAAAGGACAAUGGUCUGCAAAUUCAAGUAGACAGAACAGAGGCUGCCAUGUUGAAUUUCUUACUUGCGAAAAUCUCCAUGUAUGAUCCUGAUAUCAUUGUCGGUCACAACUUUGCUGGUUUCGAUCUCGAUGUAUUGCUUCACCGUAUGAAGGCGUUGAACGUUCAGCAUUGGCAUAAAUUGGGUAGACUCAAGCGUAAGAACUGGCCUAAACUUCAAGCGGGUGCUGGUGGUGCUGGUGAAUCUACUUUCCAAGAGAGACUCAUCAUGAGUGGCCGUCUUGUCUGCGACACUUAUUUGGCAUCCAAGGAUCUGAUCAAGAGCAAGUCUUACCGUAUGACAGAUCUCGCUCAAUCACAACUCAAAAUCCACCGUGAGGACAUUGAGUUUGGCAAAUCAGCACAGUACUUUGACAGUUCAGAAACACUACUUCACCUGCUAAGACACUGUGCUUUUGACGCCUUUUUGGCCUCCGCACUCAUGAUCAAGCUGCAAAUCUUGCCCCUGACACAUCAAUUGACGAAUUUAGCUGGUAAUCUGUGGUCCAGAACAAUGACAGGUGCCAGAGCUGAGCGUAACGAGUUCUUAUUGCUGCAUGAAUUCCACAAAGCGAAAUACAUUUGCCCUGAAAAGUCAUUCGGUGGACCCAAGACAGCCGUGGUGCAAGCAGCCGAGCAAGAUGGAGACGAAGAUGCGGUUGCCAUGGCAUCCAGCUCCAAGAAGAAGGCAGGUGGCAGAAGAAAACCUGCAUAUUCUGGUGGUUUGGUUUUAGAGCCCAAGAAGGGAUUCUACGAUAAAUACGUCUUACUGCUCGAUUUCAACAGUUUGUAUCCAUCCAUCAUGCAAGAAUACAAUGUCUGUUUCACUACCGUCAACCGCAGAACAUUUACAGAGGGAAAGGAGGAGGACGGCGAGGAAAAGGUGCCUGAAGUGCCUGAUGAAGCAUUGCCUCAGGGCAUCCUGCCGCGAUUGAUCAAGACUUUGGUGGACCGUCGUAGGCAAGUCAAGGGUCUCAUGAAAGACAAUGUUUCUGAAGCCAGAUACAUGCAGCUCGAUAUUAGACAAAAGGCAUUGAAGCUCACUGCCAACAGUAUGUACGGUUGUCUUGGUUUUACGUACUCUCGUUUCUAUGCCAAACCACUGGCUAUGCUGAUUACACACAAGGGUCGUGAAAUUCUUCAAAGCACUGUCGAUCUCGCUGGUAGCCUCGACAUGAAUGUCAUUUACGGUGAUACGGAUUCCAUCAUGGUGUAUACAAAUCAAAGCGAUCUCGAUGAAGUCAAGAAAAUGGGGCAUCUGCUGAGAAGAAGCGUCAACAACCACUACAAACUGCUGGAGAUCGGUAUUGAUGGCUACUUUAAGCACAUGCUGCUGCUAAAAAAGAAGAAGUAUGCUGCUCUUCUCGUGGAGGAAAAGCCAAAUGGCGAACUGGUAGAGACAGUAGAGACCAAGGGUCUUGAUCUGGUGCGUCGUGACUGGUGUGAUCUGUCGCAUGAUGUGUCUACGCAUGUGCUCGAUCUGAUCCUGUCUGAUAGAGAGCGUGAAGAUGUGGUGACUGAGAUCCAUGCAUACUUGGAAGUCGUCGCUGAGCAGAUUCGUCAAGGCGAUAUCCCGUUGGAAAAGUACGUCAUUAACAAGCAAUUGACCAAGAGGCCACAAGACUACGCUGAUGCCAAGAGUCAGCCUCACGUUCAAGUUGCUCUGCGUAUGCUUCAAGACGGCCAAAACGUCAAGAAUGGUGAUACUGUGCCCUAUGUGAUCUGUAAGGUGGAUGAUGAGACAAGCGGCGAUAAAAAGGGGUCAGCACUGAGAGCAUAUCAUCCUGAUACUGUCAUCAAGAACAGUAUGCAGCUCGACAUUGAAUGGUACCUUCAUCAACAAGUGCAUCCUCCACUCACCCGUCUAUGUUCACCUAUCGAAGGUACCGACCCCACGCUUUUGGCACAAUGUCUUGGUCUGGACACAAGACGAUUCCAUUUCAUCAGUCAUAACAGCGGCAAUAAUGAUGAUGAUUCUGAAUUUGCUACAUUGGACUCUCAAAUCAGCGACCAAGAAAGAUUCAGAUACUCUGAAAAGCUUGAACUCAAGUGCAAUUACUGUGGACAAGAGACUCUGUAUGAAGGCGUUGUGCGCACACUCGAAGAUGGCAAGGUGGAGUGCGGAUUUGAUUGCUCAAAGUGUCAUUUGAUGAUUACCAGUGCCAGCAUCAAGGUGCAGCUCAUGCUGGCUGUGCGAAAAUACAUUCAACGCUACUACGACAAUUGGUAUGUCUGUGAUGACAUUACGUGUGGCAACCGUACCAGAACAUUGUCCGUGUUUGGCCGUCGUUGCCUUAUUGAUGGCUGUCGAGGAAGUAUGAAGAGAGAGUACACUGAUAAGCAAAUGUAUACCCAGCUUUUGUACUUGUCUUCGUUAUUCGACCCCUCAAAAGCCAAGAACAGAAUUGCCAAUGACUCAAUCCAAGCAGAAUCAUUGAUCCACAAGCACUAUCAGGUGUUGCUAUCCACACAAUCUAUAGUGGAAGGCUAUCUGGAGCGUUCUGGCUAUCGUCAUGUUGAUCUUUCCAAAUUAUUAUCACAAAUUGCCAUUUAG
This is a messenger RNA of Mucor velutinosus, 4341 nucleotides long. RefSeq lists its product as uncharacterized. NCBI's taxonomy places the organism in Eukaryota, Fungi, Mucoromycota, Mucoromycetes, Mucorales, Mucoraceae. Gene Ontology annotation, molecular function: nucleotide binding; chromatin binding; DNA replication origin binding. Gene Ontology annotation, cellular component: alpha DNA polymerase:primase complex. Bases 1 to 4341 code for a protein of 1446 amino acids. The record is from RefSeq and is a predicted model, not a curated record. The transcript is spliced from 9 exons. Gene Ontology annotation, biological process: mitotic DNA replication initiation; leading strand elongation; lagging strand elongation.